GCAGAGGGUUCAGGCAGCUGGCAAUGGCAUAGAUAAUCAAUCAGCAGCACCAAGACGCUAGCUUGCACCGGCGCGCCGCUUCCGAUCCGGGGAUAAUGACAACUGAGUCGUCGCAUGAUACAACUUGAGAGCUUGUUCACUUACGCAUUUCGCUUUCAACCCAAGCUAUGCCUUCAAGUCUGUCUGUGGAUGUGGAUGAGAUGUUGAUGCUAGCCAAUGGAUGGUUGAAUUCCUGCUGAAGCCGUCCGAAAAGUCCCCCUUUGCGUGUUGGCUGACAUGCGAAAGAAGUCGAUCGCUUUGCCUGCAGCCACACGACAACGUACGCCAAGCAAAAGGAUCCACGCCUCGAAGCCUCUUAGUACGGAAGCCCAUGGAAACCUUCUCCAUCAAGCAGCAAACACAAUGUGAGGCAAGACACGACAAGCAAGAAAUCAAGUUCUUGAUUUACUUGGCUGUGUGUACAUUGGACACCCCUGCAUCUCUUACGCUGUCCUACUCGCCAGUUGACCACAAAUUCCAAGUACUAUCUGAACAUAGGCCGUCAUCAUGGGUCCCUCCCUAUUACGAAUGCUGCUCCCUUGCGUCCGGGGCGGAGAAUACGCCAGACCUGUGGCGCAGCAGCGUAUCGCGCGUAUCUGAUCGCAUUCAGCACCUUACGCACGAGUUGUAUCUGUCAUCCAUCCAACGAUUCUUACUCCGACGAAUCUCGGCCAUACGCUUCUACGUUACGUCUCUGGUCUCGUCAUAACACUCUCAGCCACUUCUGUGCGUAGCAGACCAACUUGAGACACCGCAGGAUCAAGGCCUCCCAUGUUGUGGCUUGUCGCCAACCGUUGAUCUAUCAAUCACACAAUCUCCAUAU
This is a messenger RNA of Aureobasidium subglaciale EXF-2481, 862 nucleotides long. RefSeq lists its product as uncharacterized. Bases 221 to 748 code for a protein of 175 amino acids. The record is from RefSeq and is a predicted model, not a curated record. Lineage: Eukaryota; Fungi; Ascomycota; Dothideomycetes; Dothideales; Saccotheciaceae. The transcript has a single exon.